UCUCGUCCACGCUUUGGCCGUAUUGCUGUUUGUUCUCCCUCAUGACCCGAACUCUGUGUUGCGGGCUGUUCCAGAACCGGAACCGGAGGAAUUGCUCCAAACAAACCCAUUAGAGCUUCCCCAGAGCUGCUGGACAAGCAGGAGCUGCUGAAGAAACAUAUGCCAUCUUGCUCCAAGUCCUCUCAUGCACCUAUUGUUCAUUUGCCUACACAGUUUAAAUUGACCUCCUUAAACACAUCAAGAAACGGCAACAAUACGAAUAACGCACACAGCUGCCGUCAGAAGAGACUGAAUGUGAGAAUAUGGAACCCCGUGGAAGAUCCAGCACUCAGCACAUGUUCUCCAGUUCUCUCCACACAAAUGAAUCUAGUAAACGAACACAGAUGAACACAGGAAAGAAGAGAACUCACCACUGUUCAGAGUGCGGGAAGAGUUUCACUCAGCGAGGCAAUCUGCAGCAACAUCAGCGCGUUCACACAGGGGAGAAACCGUUUCACUGCUCAGAGUGCGGCAAGAGUUUUAAUCAUCCGAAUAAUCUCCGUCGACACCAGCGCACUCACAAAGCAGGGAAACCGUAUCAGUGUUCAGAAUGUGGGAAGAGUUUUAGAGAAAAAACAAGCCUCCAAUUACACCAGCGCGUUCACACAGGAGAGAAACCGUAGUACUGCUCAAGAGUGCGGCAAGAGUUUUACUCAACAGGUUCAUCUCAACACACCAGAGCCGAACUGUGUCAGUGUGGGCAGAACUUCAGGCAUUCAGAAGCUUUGAAGAGAUACAAGUGCCAUCUCAGUGCUUAGGUGGAAACAGUUUUGGUGAUAGAUGUGCCUUUUUUCUCUCAGUUGUUUAUUAUAUUGGUCUUAGUUUCUUUUCCAGAAUAAAAGGCUGUGUGCAUUUAAACCUAGUUAGACCUUGAGUGCAGGACAAUAAUCUGGGUGGUCUGAGGGUGGACCAGCAGUCAAUGGAGUGGCACCUUACCAAGCAAACGGACCAAAAUAUGCACACCAUCUUAGUUGCCUCUAUGUUCUCUGCUGAAAGAAUUCUUUGAACACAUUAAACGUUCCUGCUGGUUCCUGGUAGUGUUCAGUUGUCACUAAUGGUGCUCUUUGUUUUCCUGAUGGGUUGAUAUCACAGUGUAAAGGAUUCUAAUGGUCUAUCAGGUGUUGUAGAACUGAUUCUAGAUUAAUUUUAUCAUUUCCUAAUGGGAUCUAAAGGUGCCCUAGGGACCUAGUGGUUUCUAAUGGUAACCAUUAAGAUAAUUCCCAUUAGAAAGCAAAAACGAUCAUUUGUUAAUCAUAAUGGUUCUAAUGGCCUUUUUUCAGCAGGGCAGAGAGAUGCUAUCACUGCCUGUAAGCACAAGAUAAACGCAAAUUUGAAUAUUAUUUCACUCUGACACGUUUUAUGUAUGUUAUCAGCUUCCUCAUUUCAUUUUUGACAGCUCUUGUAUCGCCACCUGUUGGAAACCGAGGCGAAUUACAAUUAUAGCGUUAUUUAGCAAUCAUUCGUACUUGCUAAAUAGGCCUAACAGCUUUGACAACUUACCCAAACUGGUGUAGCAACUCUGAUUAGCUGGCCAAGCUGGUCUGCCAACUUGAAAUCUUACCCACAAGCUUGGCCAAGCUGGUCAUCCAGCUUCAGACCACCCUGACCAGCUUAGAAUUUAAGCUGGUUUUUCCAGCAGUGUAACAGUAAACAACAUGCAGGAAUGUCUGACGAUUAUAACAAAGCAGUUUUGGUGAAAAUCUGUGUAGGAAUUAGCACAUUAUGGCAGAAUUAAUCCUCAACACAUCUUAAUACGUUAGUAUUUAGUUUAUAUACAUAACUUAGUGUUUGUUUACAUGCGGAUCUUGACCGCUCCAACAUGGCGGACGCACAGACGUGUCGCCUCUUCUGAGAACAGACGCCGCGUUUGUGUAUCUCUCUACUGGAGUCCAGGCGGGGGCGCUAAUCCUGUAACUGGAUCUUCGACCCCGUAAAGCAGAGAAGAAGAACCCGGUUUCUAAACCCCUCAAAAGUUCCUGCUUUCUCCUCUCCCGGUGCAGAUCUUCUCCAUAGUUACUGGAACGGUGUUCUCCGUCCCCCCUUACCGGCUGUCCCAGUACUGCAGUGCUGAAGAAACGUAUGCGGUCCUGGUCCAAGUCCUCUCCUGCACCUACACAGUUUAAAUUGACCUCCACAAACACGUCAGCAAAUGGCACCAAGACGAAUAACGCACACUGCUGCCGUCAGAAGAGACUGAAUGUGAGAAUAUGGAAACCACUGGAAGGUCCAGCACUCGGCGAAUGUUCUCCAGUUCUCUCCACACAAACGAAUCUAGUAAACGAACGCAGACAAAUACAGGAAAGAAGAGAACUCACCACUGUUCAGAGUGCGGGAAGAGUUUCAGUCAGCGAGGACAUCUGCUGCAACAUCAGCGCAUUCACACAGGAGAGAAACCGUUUCACUGCUCAGAGUGCGGCAAGAGUUUUAAUAAUCGUAAUAAUCUCUAUCGACACCAGCGCACUCACAACGCAGAGAAACCGUAUCAGUGUUCAGAAUGUGGGAAGAGUUUUAGAGAAAAAAGAAACCUUCAGUUACACCAGCUCAGUCACACAGAAGAGAAACCGUUUCAGUGCUCAGAGUGCGGAAAGAGUUUUAAUCAGAACAGUAAUCUCAGAAAACACCAGCGCAUUCACACUGGAGAGAAGCCGUAUCACUGCUCAGAGUGUGGACACGGUUUUGAUGAUAGAUAUGCCUUCCAAAGACACCAUCAGAUCCACACAGGAGAGAAACCGUAUUACUGCUCAGACUGCGGGAAGAGUUUUACUCAGAGAGGUCACUUAAAACAACAUCAGCGCACUCACACAGGAGAGAAACCGUUUCAGUGCUCAGAGUGCGGCAAGAGUUUUACUCAACAGGUUCAUCUCCAAACACACCAGCGCGUUCACACAGGUGAGAAACCAUAUUACUGCUCAGAGUGUGGGAAGAGUUUUAACAGUCAGAAUAAUCUCCAACGACACCAGCUGAUUCACACAGGAGAGAAACCGUAUCAGUGUUCAGAGUGCGGGAGAAGUUUUAGAGAAAAAGGUUGCCUCCGAACGCACCGCCGCAUUCACACAGGAGAGAAGCCGUAUCAGUGCUCAGAGUGCGGAAAGAGCUUUAAUCAAAAAAGUAAUCUCCGAACACACCUGCGCACUCACACAGGAGAAAAGCCAUACAGCUGCUCAGAGUGUGGACACAGAUUUGGUGACCGAUGUACCCUCCAAAGACACCAGCAGAUCCACACCGGAGAGAAAAAGUAUUACUGCGCAGAGUGUGGGCGGAACUUUAGGCAUUCAGGUACUUUAAAGAUUCACAAGUGUAUUAAGCUCAGUCAUGGUGACCGAGCUGGUUCUGACCUCCCUGGGGCCCUAAAGGAAAUUCUGCACAGGGGCCCUCCUACAUCUUCUCCACAGUUACCGGAACGGCGUUCUCCGUUCCUCCUUACCGACUGUCCCAGUACUGCAGUGCUGAAGGUCAGGAAACGGCACCAAGAGGAGUACCACACACUGCUGGAGUCAGGAGACACUGAAUGUGAGAAUAUGGAACCCAGCGGAAGCGCCAGUGAUCUCGGCACUAAAACAUCUCGCAAACGAAUGCAGACAAAUACAGGAAAGAAGAGAACCCACCACUGCUCACAGUGCGGGAAGAGUUUCACUCAGCGAGGUCAUCUGCUGCAACAUCAGCGCAUUCACACAGGAGAGAAACCGUUUCGCUGCUCAGAGUGCGGCAAGAGUUUUAAUCAUCCGAGCAGUUUCCAAAGACACCAGCGCACUCACACGGAAGAGAAACCGUAUCACUGCUCAGAGUGCGGCAAGAGCUUUACUCAGCAGUGUCACCUCCAACUACACCAGCGCGUUCACACCGGAGAAAAACCGUAUUACUGCUCAGAGUGCGGGAACAGUUUUAACAGUCACAAUAAUCUCCAACGACACCAUCAGAUUCACACAGGAGAGAAACCGUAUUACUGUGCCGAGUACCUUUUCUUACCUUCUCCCUUCCCGAAUUAUGUUUUCGGCUUUUCCAAGACUGGAGGAGAUGAAGAAGCUGCUCCAAAGGCACCUCAGGGCUUUCAGAGAGCUGCUGGAGAAGCAGGAGCUGCUCUGCUGAAGUACGUCCACAAACACAUCAGGAAACGGUACCAAGAAGAGUACCACACACUGCUGGAGUCAGAAGAGACUGAAUGUGAGAAUAUGGAACCCAGUGCAAGCUCCAGCACUCAGCGAAUGUUCUCCAGUUCUCUCCACACAAAUGCAUCUCGCAAACAAAUGAAGACAAAUACAGGAAAGACUAAAUCUCACCACUGCACAGAGUGCGGGAAGAGUUUCACUCAGCGAGGUCAUCUGCGACAGCAUCAGCGCAUUCACACAGGAGAGAAACCGUUUCACUGCUCGGAGUGCGGCAAGAGUUUUAAUCAUCCGAGCAGUUUCCAAAGACACCAGCGCACUCAUACGGAAGAGAAACCGUAUCACUGCUCAGAGUGUGGAAAGAGUUUUAAUCAACAGUGUCACCUCCAACUACACCAGCGCGUUCACACCGGAGAGAAACCAUAUUACUGCUCAGAGUGCGGGAACAGUUUUAACAGUCAGAAUAAUUUCCACCGACACCAGCGCAUCCACACCGGAGAGAAACCAUACGACUGCUCAGAGUGCGGGAAGAGCUUUAGAGACAGUGGUUCCCUACAAACACACCGUCGCAUUCACACCGGAGAGAAACCGUAUCAGUGCUCAGAGUGCGGAAAGAGUUUUAAUCAGAACAGUAAUCUCCGGACACACCUGCGCAUUCACACAGGAGAAAAGCCAUACGGCUGCUCAGAGUGUGGGAACAGUUUUGGUGACAGAUGUGCUCUCCAGAGACACCAGCAGAUCCACACCGGAGAGAAACCGUAUUACUGCGCAGAGUGUGGGUGGAGCUUCAGACAUUUGAGAACUUUAAAAACACACAAGUGCAUUAAGCUCACUCGUGGUGAUAUUCAAAACAAUGAUUCUCAUGUUUAUAUUCCCCUUUUCCGUUACCCGGAUUCUGUUUUCCGUGCUGCCUUACGGGCUGUCCCGAAACCGGAGGAGCUGCUCCAAACCAACCCAACUCAGAGCUUCCUCAGAGCUGCUGGAGGAGCAGGAGCUGCUGAAGAGGAAUACCUCACACUGCUGCAAUCAGGAGAGACUGGAUGUGAGAAUAUGGAACCCAGCGCAAGCUCCAGCACUCAGCAGAUGUUCUCUGGUGCUCUCUGCACUCCCACAUAUCGCAGACGAACACAGAAAAACGCAGAAAAGAAGAGACCUCACCACUGCUCAGAGUGCGGCCGGAGUUUUGCUCAGCGGUGUCAUCUGCAGCAGCAUCAGCGCAUUCACACAGGAGAGAAACCGUUUCACUGCUCAGAGUGCGGCAAGAGUUUUAAUCAUCCGAGCAGUUUCCAAAGACACCAGCGCACUCACACGGAAGAGAAACCGUAUCACUGCUCAGAGUGCGGCAAGAGCUUUACUCAGCAGUGUCACCUCCAACUACACCAGCGCGUUCACACCGGAGAGAAACCGUAUUACUGCUCAGAGUGCGGGAACAGUUUUAACAGUCAGAAUAGUCUUCAACGACACCAGCGCAUCCACACAGGAGAGAAGCCGUAUGACUGCUCAGAGUGCGGGAAGAGCUUUAGAAACAAAGGCAGCCUCCAAUUACACCGGCGCAUUCACACCGGAGAGAAACCGUAUCAGUGCUCAGAGUGCGGAAAGAGUUUUAAUCAGAUCAGUAAUCUCAGAUCACACCAGCGCAUUCACACUGGAGAGAAACCGUACGACUGCUCGGAGUGCGGGAUUAGCUUCGGUGACAGGAGUACCCUCCAGAGACACCAGCAGAUCCACACCGGAGAGAAACCGUAUUACUGCGCAGAGUGUGGGUGGAGCUUCAGACAUUCAAGCACUUUAAAAACACACAAGUGCAUUAAACUCACUCGUGGUGAUGCUCAAAGCAAUGAUUCUCAUGUUUAUUAUUUUUGAGUUAACUUUAAUCUGUGUUUCAGAUAUUUUGUAAGAAAAAACUGUAAGGAAAAGAGAUCUCUCUCUUAGAUGAUUUCUAUGUCUGUAUGACUGUGGGAUUAUAUCCUUGGUCUUCAUGGGUCGAACCAGAUAAGUUGUUUUCCAUUUUUCCACUGUUUUAUUGACCUAUCAAAGCGUGUGUUCACAUGCAUGUAGAAUUGUGUGAUUAUUUAAGUAGCAGAACUGAGCUCCCAGACACACCACAAAGCAAGCUCAAAAAAUAAUAAAGACCAAAUAUGCAAAAAGGGAAGGACUUACCUAAAGUGUUUCAGCUGGAAAAGACACCCUUUUGCUAUUCUCCUUGUCUGAUUGCUUUGGCUGUGUUCAGACUGCAGGCAGAUUGGAUUUGAUUUUCAAAUUGGGUCUUUUGAGACGACUGUCCGCACUGUUAUUUACAAGUCGUCAGAUCGGAUUUGUGUGUCCAGACAUUACCAGCCUAAUGACGCAGGCGUCAUUGACUAUGUAGCUAUGCUGCUGACACGGAUUUCAAAUGCGGAUACAGGAGAGUUGGAGGAGCAUCAUCUCGCCCUCCAAACUCUUCAGAAUUCUCUUCAUAAUCAUGAAUCUUUGGAGCUCUUCUUGAAUCCCAGCAUUUCAUGACUCUGGAUUUGACAUUGUUGUUGUUUGUCACGUUACAAAUGACACAAAAGACACUUUGAAAUCCGAUACUGGGACUUCAAAUGUGGUUUGGAUCUGAUUUGCAAUCAUAUCGUG
Colossoma macropomum (tambaqui) is the source of this 6758-nucleotide messenger RNA. Its product is annotated as zinc finger protein 585A-like. Bases 2247 to 6005 code for a protein of 1252 amino acids. The transcript has 9 exons. Lineage: Eukaryota; Metazoa; Chordata; Actinopteri; Characiformes; Serrasalmidae. The record is from RefSeq and is a predicted model, not a curated record.